AGUAUCAGUUGUCUUGACUCACGCGCUCACACAUCCGCAUAAUUUUCAGAGCUCAUCCCUUUGCACGUGUGUCCUACAGCUGUCUCCCCUUAACAACAGGACAGUAUCCCCGCUCACCACAAUUCUGUCUCACACCUACUCACAAGCGCUCACUUCGCAUAAUAAUAUUCUGAUAAUAUUUGGCCACUCAGAAAACGAUGUACCUUGUGCGUGUUUGAGCUUCGUUCUCCGCGUCAGUUCAGACAUUUUUGUCAACAAAUUUGAAUUUAUCUCUCUACCUGGGCCAAUAAUUUUGUUUGGAAAAUACUAUUCGCUUUUCGUAGCACGUGUGUCACUGUGUGCUAUGAUGUUCUCGAGUGUUUAAAAUGCCUGACAAGGGAUGCAGAACUGGCAUUCAUCCAAGGAUGUUUUCGUUUCUAUCGCGCUGUGUUCCUCUCGGCUUCCUUACCGCUGGAUACACUGAGGACGAAGGUUCAGAUCUUGUGAGCGUGCCUGUGAAGCAUUGAGGAGUGUCAAGGGUUCAAAUUAGAUGCCGCCCAAGUUUUCCUGUUUCUGGAAAGGAGCUACCCUACACAGCUGAGGCCGGUCUUGUGGAGAAUCGAGUUCGAAUCCCCACCGAUGAAACUAGCUUGGACUCUACUCCUGGUCACGCAAGCGUGGAUUUUUACAGGAUCACACUCGUUUUCACACGUGCAAAGGACAGAUGCAAACCUACUAGAGGAAGCGCCAAACGACGGCACGGCUGUCGACAAAAUUGUACGGUCCAAGGAUACCAACCAUCAUCCUGACUAUCGCUUACAAGAUAACAGCAACGUUCAAAAUGCCGAAGCCCACCGACAAAGAGAGGCAGGUCAAGCAUCGCAAACAGGUGCAGAAGCAGAUCCGAAAGAACCAAAGAGAGUCCAACCAUCGGGGGACUUCCAGUCUUUGCUGUUUCUCAUGUGGACGAAAAACGCCACCUCCUCGCAACCAACCACAAAUGUUGCCGACAGUGAGCUUUUCUCAAAAGUUCAGCCUCCUGACGAAGGCUUUCGGGAGGAGGUAGAAGAAAAGAUGCCAUAUGUGAGAAAAUUAGCUAAAAAAUAUACGCAUGGAAAUAGCUUACUUUCUGGUAGCAAUGUUGGAAAUAAUGGACUUUUAGAAGAUGGAAUAGAAACUGAUAGCACAUUAUUAUAUUUGACUGAAGACGUUGAGAAAAAUGUUGCACUUUCUGAUGGCAGAUUUCGGGAUAAACAGAAGAAAGAAGUUAAUAGGGGAAAGGGAAAAACAAAAAUAACAAAUCAACAGAGGCGUCGACGCUCAGCAACGAGCAAAUUCACCGGUCUCGUCGUCGGCUCGUCGAAAAACGGCAAACUGGACGAGUCGGUAAAGACAUUGUUGAGCACCUUGUACCAAAAGGUGUGGGAGUUACAAUCCGACGUGACCCAACAAUUCCAAGCAGCUGGGGGGAAAGAUGGAGGGGUAAAAUAUGCCUCCAUUCUGGGCCUAUUCCCUUCUUACGUAAAAGACAACUUCCACGGCUGUGAGGAGGAGACGAGUUUCCGUGCUGAUAAGACGUACUCGGUGCCGGACGUGAAUGCCUUAGGGACUCUGAUGGUGCUGCACUGUUUGGCUGAGGCGGCUGUCUACGGGAAGGCGGGCGUCCCGGACGUGGGCAAGAUGAGCCGGGCCGUGGAGGCGUUGGAGGAAUUUCACACCAGGAAUUUGGAGAAGGGCAAUACCAUUAUGACAAUGUGGCCAGAAAAACUUAGAAAGGAUGAGUCUGGUUGGGUGAUCUAUCCUGAGAACUUAGCACAGGCUCCAGUCAAGGGCGGUACCACGCUGAACAAGUUGCAGACUCUUGUGAAAAAAUCAGAAUCGUGUACCACGGCAAAGACCGGUUUGAAGAAGAUAAAAGAAUGCAAGUUAUGUGCUGACCACUACAACACCUCUCUUGCUGAUGCUGUUUAUGACGUCAGCACACCGCCUGAUUUGAUGACGUCAUUUUCCAAUCUGGCUCUUGGCUCACUUUUCCGCGCCAAGUUUAAAGGUGGAGAUGGAAAGGAUCAGUCUGUAUUCAGGGCUGAGCUUGAGACUUGGGGUCACACGAACUCUGAUUUUGGUCUUCUGUUGAAGAAACUCAAAGAAAUGGCGAUCAUUUUCCCUGUCAAGAGCUCUGAAACCACAACAAAAAACCCUACCACCACCACUUCCACUACGACUACAACUACGACUACGACUACUACUACUACGACUACUACUACUCCUACGACUACUCCUACGACUACUCCUACGACCACUCCUACGACUACUCCUACGACCACUCCUACGACUACAACCACCACUACAACAGCGACGCCGGCACCAACAACUUCUCCUACGACAUCCCAAACGACGACAAAGACGACAACAACACCGUCACCUUCACCACCAACAAAGGCGACAACAGCACCAUCUCUUUCACCACCGACAAAGGCGACAACAGCUGCUUCAGCCCCACCACCACCACCACCAACGACCACUGCACCACCGCCAGCUCCAGCACCAACAACUACAACUACACUUACCGCAGAAGAUAGGGAUUCUAACAGCAAAAAUGCUAGCACCAAUGAACAGAACGAAAGCACCAACAGUAUGGGAAACAAAAACAGCAACAUCAGCUCGAGCAAAAACAACAACAAUAACAACAACAACAAAAACAACAAAAACAAAAACAGCAACAUCAGCUCGAGCAAAAACAACAACAAUAACAACAACAACAAAAACAACAAAAACAAAAACAGCAAAAACAAAGACAAUGGCAACAGCAACGGCACCAUCAGAGAAAAGUCUAAGCCCCCCUCAAACCAGGACGAAGAGUCAAGUACUGUCAAAGAUGGAAAAAGUCACGGAUCUAUAAAUGACAAAUCAGAAGCAAGUAAUCCAGAAAAGCAUCCGACUCACGAGAAUAAAACACAUGCACAAGAAAAAGCAAAGAAAAAUAAAACAAACAGCGGUGUUAAAGCAACUGUAAAAACACCAGACAUUAAACUCACUGAUGGUAACAACAGCAACAACAACAACAACAACAACAACAACAACAACAACAACAACAACAAGAUCAAUGGCAGUGACACGUCGGUUGAAGUAGCACGUUCAAAUCGCGAGGCUGUAACUGUGACUGUUUCUUCUGAAGUCAAACGCGAAGGAAAAGAAGGAAUUGGGGGGAACCAAAAGACAAACACAAUAGAUACUGGGUCUUCAAAACCUCCUGCAAAACAACACACUGGAGAGGGAAAAAGAAACGCAGGCUCAGUCAACGCAGGAAAGAGUAAAGGCAAUACUAAUGAUGAAAAGAAAGACAAAUCGAAAGUAUCUUCCGAUUCGGGAGAUCAUGACAGUAAAAGAGACAAUAAACGGGCAGGCAGUAAAGCGGGAAAUGACAAAGCGACAGACGCCACCGUUAUCGGAAGCAAAAACAAGAAUAUUGAAGUCAAAAUCAAAGUGAAUAAUAACAUUACAGUAAACAAAGGAAAAAGCAAUGAGGCCAGCAAAGGCGAUAAGAACAAAAACGAGAAGGACAGUGAAAAAAAGAAACAAAACAAAAACAACAACGCAGCUACUACUCCUACCACCAACAACAGUGUCAACAAAGAAAACCACAGCACCACCACCAACAAAAGCAGCAGCAACAACAACAACAACAACAACAACAACAACAACAACAACAACAAAACAUCCCCUAAAAACGUCCCCAUCACUAAAGAGAACACAGGCAGGAAGAAGAAGAAAAGCCACAUGAUGCCGGCGCCCUCCACCACGGUUACGAAGAAACCUUUCGAGGGCCAUCGCAACCAGAUCUUGGACUCUGUGUCCUACUUUGGACUCCGGAAAUACCUGGACACGGCACAGACUUCAGACAACGGUGACGUUAUUCUAGUCCCUUUACUGAUUUCGGACAGUCCGAAAGCAGGUUUCGAACCCGGGGACUUACGGCACAACGGGCAAGCCAGCCGCCGGUACAACAGUGUUGACCUGACCACUAUGGCCACCACACUCCACGCUCUGGUCGUGUCCUCCAUGACUGGUCUAGUGGACAUUGGUGAGGAUGUGGAGCUACAGGUCUGUAUUUUAUACGUGCGUGUUUUAAUGUUUGUAUGCACACAGGAGAAUAGCCCGCAGCCCAGAGAAUUGACCAAUCCUGAUUUUUGCCAGUACUGA
Aplysia californica (California sea hare) is the source of this 4179-nucleotide messenger RNA. Its product is annotated as GATA zinc finger domain-containing protein 14. The record is from RefSeq and is a predicted model, not a curated record. NCBI's taxonomy places the organism in Eukaryota, Metazoa, Mollusca, Gastropoda, Aplysiida, Aplysiidae. Bases 619 to 4179 code for a protein of 1186 amino acids. The transcript has 8 exons.